AUUAACUUCUGACAGAUCGGCUGUUGAUCUAUGCGCCGUCGAUAAGCCAACCCGGAAAAGUCCCGAUAUGCGAGGCUGUUUGCGGGUGCUGAAUCUGAAGCUUUUGAGCGUUAAUCUAUCAGUGACCUGUGGAUCAGGCUAUGGCCAAAAGGAGCAUGCUAGCGAGACCGGAGCGGACCCGGUGGGUCAAAAGCUUCUGUGCCGUCCGCGUGGCUUUCUGUAUGGGGUUGGUAUAUCAAAGUCAAACGGAUCGGCCGAUGCGGCGUUUCAGUUCUUAAUUUAUUUCGUGACAGUUGCUGGUGGGACUUGAGGAAUGCAGUUUGAUACUCCUAUAUCUAUGCCUAUGCCUCCUAUUAUGUGUCUGAUUUCUA
This is a messenger RNA of Aspergillus glaucus CBS 516.65, 371 nucleotides long. RefSeq lists its product as uncharacterized. The transcript has a single exon. Bases 68 to 310 code for a protein of 80 amino acids. The record is from RefSeq and is a predicted model, not a curated record. NCBI's taxonomy places the organism in Eukaryota, Fungi, Ascomycota, Eurotiomycetes, Eurotiales, Aspergillaceae.